Sinocyclocheilus rhinocerous is the source of this 2955-nucleotide messenger RNA. Its product is annotated as transmembrane protein 94-like. Lineage: Eukaryota; Metazoa; Chordata; Actinopteri; Cypriniformes; Cyprinidae. The transcript has 23 exons. The record is from RefSeq and is a predicted model, not a curated record. Gene Ontology annotation, molecular function: nucleotide binding. Bases 251 to 2803 code for a protein of 850 amino acids.
UUACUGUGCAAAGUUUACUAGAAAGAGGCCCAGCGCCUUUUGUGCUGGUGCUGCUUCUGGUGCUGAAUCUGUUGCGUAUUUUGUUUGGCGCUCCUGGUGUGGGACCGUGGCCUGUCACACUCCUGCAGCUACCUGUGAAUGGUGUUUUGCCUUUGUUGCCCCUGACUUUCCCCCUGCUUUGGGUUCUUGUGUGCAUGUACGGAGAGGCCCGUGUUCUUUUACAGAUGGGCUCACAGCCAGCGGACUGGAAAUGUGGAAGUUGGCCUGUAAGAAAUGUUACUCAGUGUUCUGGGGUCAAACAGCGGCACUCUGCCACACUGCUAGUUUGCUACACAGUCUGGGAUCUGUAACUGUCCUGUGUUGUGUUGAUAAGCAGGGCAUUCUCUCAUGGCCCAGUCCAAACCCUGAGAAGAUUCUGUUCUUUAGCAGGUCCAUCUCAUCACAAGAGACAGAAAGACAGAGGCAAAAAGAGGCAAAGAGAGAAAGAGACAAAGAAACGGAAGAGGUCGGCCUGAAGGAUGCCAUUCAGAUCCGCUCACUCUGCAGUCUGCAGAUGUUAAGUUUGUCGGUGGGUCAGGCUCAGUGUGAUGACACACGGGUGCAGUUUGAUGACACAUGCUGGCAGCGUCACGCCCCCUCUCUUCGGCCUCUGGGAUUGGCUGCGCAGUUGGUCCUCUGUGACCCUGGAGUCACCACCCGCAUACUCCGCCUCUCCGACCACCUGACCCAUGCCGCGCUAGUGCGCACUCGACCCCCAUGUCAGCCGGUCCACCCACCCUGGGGCCUCUGCCAUCUACCGAGGAUUCUGGGCUUCUCCACCUCCGCGAAGGAGCCUUUCGAGCAGAGAAUGAGUGUGGCAGCCUACACCCUGCCCUCCAUCUCCUGCCCUGGAGACCCGGGGAUCAUUGCUCCACCUUCUGUGUCAAUGAGACGGCUUCCUUUCUCACAUCUCAUAGCGCUGCUGGUGCACCACACUUACACCGGUGAUCUUCAGUUGUUCUCAUAUGGCUCAGCUGACGCAAUUUUGGGUGCAUGCACUGAAUUCUGGGAUGGAGAGGAUAUCCAACCCCUCACAGACUCCGACAGGAAGAAAGUUGUGGAUUUUUAUCAGCGUUCCUGUAUGGCUGGUCAGUGUGUUGCUGUUUCCUUUAAGCCGCUGUUACAACCACAUGACCCACAAAUAGAUGACACCUGUGUGGAACUGCCUUUGAACCACAGUACUGACACUACAGAUGACAUCUCUAUCACACCCCUCAGGCAGCAGAUCUUUCUGGGUCUGGUGUCCUCACAGUACCAAGCCCAUCCUGAUGUGGUCAGACUUAUCUCAGGGCUGGACAGUGCUUGCAUUCGUUUUGUCUAUUUUUCCAGUGAAGAGGAAGUUCGGAGUAAGGUGUUUGCUGAGAAAAUGGGACUGGAGACGGGAUGGAACUGUCACAUCUCCCUCCAAUCAGAGAGCUUCCCUCUCGACCCAGAUAACGUGGAGGAGCCGGUGACCGAGGAAGAGGAGGAAAUUCUGCUGAGAGACAGUGUCAGAGAGAGGGCAGAGUCAAGAGCAAUGGAGCAUGAUGGAGCAUGUCUCAUCGAGGACCUAAACAGGGCCAAACUUCCAAAAGGAAUAGAGAAUGUGAGGCCACAUCUGGAGGACAAUGAUAAUGUUCCGUUGCUGGUCCCUUUAUUUACAGACUGCACAUCACAGACUGAAUGUGAGAUGGUGUGUAUCAUGCAGGAGUAUGGAGAGGUCGUGUGCUGCCUCGGGAGCAGUCAAAACAUCGACAACAAUGAAAUUUUCUUACAAAGUGAUAUCAGCAUUGCUUUAGAUCCUCUGGUUCCCACAUGUUGUUGGUCCAAUUCUGAUGCAGCUUUGAACACAUCAGACUCUUUAAGUGUAAUUCAGCUCUCUAGCGCCAUCUGUGGGUUGGCUUGCACAGUACAGUUUAACCAACAAGACAACAACACCGUCAUCAGGCUCAUCAAACAGGCACGUCACACCACGGCAGGCAUCAGAAAGUGUUUUCUGUUUUUGCUCCAGUGUCAGCUGUCCCUUGUCCUCAUUCAGAUUCUGGCAUGUGUGUGUCAACUUCCUCCUCCUCUGGGCACAAGUGAUGUCCUCUUUCUGUCCUGUUUCUAUUUUCCCUUACUGAGUGUGUCCCUUCUGGGAAAGCCAUCUGACAAUUCCAUCAUGAAAGUUCCUACUGGGAAAAAUCUCAGAUUCAUGCCAAAAAAGACAUUGCGGCUGUUUGUGCUGUGUUUCCUGGUGAAGUUUGGUCUCACGGUGUGUACCUUUCUCACAUGCUUUGGCCUCAUGCUGCACAGCUUCUGUCUUGAUAUUAACCAUCAAGAUGAAGAUCUGUGUCACCCAACAUCACUGCUCAUGAAUUCAACAGUGUGGUCUCCCGACUGGUACGGCAGGCACUCAGAUGGUCUAAGUCUGGCGCAGAAAGUCAUCGCCUUUCUUGUGCUGCUCAAUGCCAUGUGUACAUCUAUCAGUCAUGUCCAUCGCUCAGCUCCCAUGUGGAAACAGAGCCCGCUGAGCAACCAUUGCUGGUGUGCUGUCAUCUGCAUUGUGCCAGUUCUUAAUGCUUCUUUGGCAAUGGUUUCCCGCUUCUUGUGGCAUGACCCUGACCACAUGUUCUGUAUCUCGGAUAUUCCCAUGGCAUCCUGGGUGUUAGGAAUCCUCUGGCUGAUCCCGCUGGUCUUUAUCAACGAGGGCAUCAAACUGCAUGAGAUCAGGAUGAGGGUGAGAUACCAGAAACGACAGAAGCUUCAAUUUGACACCAAACUCGGCAUGAACUCCCCUUUUUAAUACGUCUGUCAAAAACAAGUCACAAAAAUACAUAUGCACCCUUUCAUAUUGACACCACACAUAAGAAUUAAAUAAAAUACAGAUUCAGUAUUAACAGUGUUGACCUUUAGGUGGCAGUACUGCAAUGAGAACAACAUUAGCAUCCUCUAAAA